CCGGGGGCGGGGCCUGCUGCAGCCCCUGCGUUCCCCGACGGUCGCCGGGAGAACUGCAGAGUGACUGAGCCCAGAGCUGCGCAGUCGGACGCAGGCGGGCGCGAGCGGGCGACGCCGGGCUUGCAGCGCCGAGCAGAAAGCAAAGCCAGAAGGGAGCUCCAGGACCAUCAGGAUGGGGUCAGCCUGUAUCAAAGUCACCAAAUACUUUCUCUUCCUCUUCAACUUGCUCUUCUUCAUCCUGGGCGCGGUGAUCCUGGGUUUCGGGGUGUGGAUCCUGGCCGACAAGAGCAGUUUCAUCUCUGUGCUACAGACCUCCUCCAGCUCACUCAAGGUGGGAGCCUGCGUCUUUAUCGGCGUGGGGGCCGUCACCAUGUUCAUGGGCUUCCUGGGCUGCAUUGGUGCCAUCAAGGAGGUCCGCUGCCUGCUGGGGCUGUACUUUGCCUUCCUCCUCCUGAUCCUUAUCGUCCAGGUGGCUGCAGGAGCCCUCUUCUAUUUCAACAUGGGCAAGCUAAAGCAGGAGAUGGGCAACAUCGUGACCAACCUCAUUCAGAACUACAAGGACAGUCACGAGGACAGACUGCAGGAGGCCUGGGACUACGUGCAGGCCCAGGUGAAGUGCUGCGGCUGGGUCAGCUUCUACAACUGGACAGAAAACGCGGAGCUCAUGAACCGCACCAACAUCACCUACCCCUGCUCCUGCGAGGCCAGGAGGGAGGAGGAGGACAACUUCGUGGUGAGGAAGGGCUUCUGUGAGACUUUCGACAGCAACAGGACUGAGAGCAGGAACAGCCCCGAGUACUGGCCUGUGUACCAUGAGGGCUGCAUGAAGAAGGUGCAGGCCUGGCUGCAGGAGAAUGUGGGCAUCAUCCUAGGCAUCUGUGUGGGCGUCGCUGUCAUCGAGCUCCUGGGGAUGCUCCUGUCCAUCUGCUUGUGCCGGCACGUCCGCUCUGAAGACUACAGCAAGGUCCCCAAGUACUGAGGCGGCUGCUGUCCCCCACCUCCCUGCCAGUCCCCCAGCCUCCAGGCUCCUCAGGGUCUCCAGGCUCUGCUCUAGGCUCACCGCCCACCUCACUCCCUGUGCCCGUCCUGUGCUGGCUGGAGAGGGGAGGCUUUCUGGAGCCUGGACCCGUCUCCCUCCCUUUCUGCCUCCAGACUUGAGCCCCCACGGCUCCGUGGCUGCUCUGCUUCUUGCCUGCUGGGAUCCGCGUAGGCCCCCGCGGCGUCCCUGCACAGGGGCACGGGGUCUCCGCCCACCUUGGGAGCUGUGUACAUGGCGUGGGGAAAGGUGUAUUCAACACUGGGGAUGGGGGUGGGAUUUGGAGAAGGCACCGGGGCUGCCCACUGCGUGGGUAAACUUUUUUUUUCCACUAUAAGGCUUCUAUCUUUGGUUUUCACAUUUUCAUCGAAGGUAGUAGGAGAAGGUGGGCUUUACCUCACAUUCUUAGGAGCAGCAGCCCAUCCUCAGGCCAGCUCAGAUCAACUGAGGAUGAGGCUCUGAACUGGGCCAAAGAAGGGGCCCCCUGGGCCGGGGAAUCUGGACUGGUUCUGGGCUGCUUAGGGAAUCAGGGGGAUGAACCCCGGGGGCCUGACACAGAGCUGGUCCUGCAUUUGCCAGGAUCCUGAGUUGUCCAGGGAAGGGUGGGGGGAGGACGCUUUCCCCGGAGAAGCUAGGCGGUCCUGUCCUUUGCCCCCGAGGGAAUGGGUGGGUGAGACUGUGCCUUGUAAGGGAGUGGGAAGGGGCUCUGUGCACAGUUCUAUAAAACACGUCCAAGAUUUGACAAGUAACAUUAAAGAGGAUUUGUAACGAU
Molecule: messenger RNA, 1808 nt
Organism: Lutra lutra (Eurasian river otter)
Lineage: Eukaryota; Metazoa; Chordata; Mammalia; Carnivora; Mustelidae
Gene: CD82
Product: CD82 molecule
Exons: 9
Coding region: 173-979 (268 amino acids)
Cellular component (GO): membrane
Source: RefSeq, a predicted model, not a curated record